AUCCGGAGAGUCUAUCAGGUCUUCAGCGGUCUUCGACAAGCUACAACAGCACCUUUUUUCCUACAAAGAGAGGAUCACAAGUCUCUGGUGGAAAAAUCAAAUCAGCUACAAGAAGAUGUCGAUAUUUUACGUUCUCCUUUCAGUCGUGUUGAUGUUGCAAGUCAGCCGUGCUUGUGAUAAGUCAAACGAGGAAGAGCAACUAGCGGCCGCUAGACAACAAUCCGACGAGUACUUCGCCAACGCUUAUGGAUUUAAUUCUAACAAUCCUUGGAGUUCUCCUUACUACCAGCCGAGUGCCCGUGUUCCAGGUUACCUAAACCAAUAUGAAGGACGAACUCCUCUUAAUCGGCAACCCAACUACAACCCAUUCAAGAAAUACUUCACCAGCAGUAAUGUCGAUGAAGAGAAUAACCAGCCAGAAAGCCGUUUUGCCCUCGGUGGAUUGGGUGCCAAUUUGAUCAACACUGGUCUCUUCAACAACCGAUUUACCCCGGCAAACACAUGGAGACCCUUCUCUAAUUUAGCAAAUCGAAUUCCCGUCUCCGUGAAUCCCGAUUUCAGUGGUCCAUUAGCCAACUUCGACGCUUGCACAUCCCCCAGCGGAGACUCCGGAAUCUGUGCUCCAGGAUCGGUUUGUUCCCUGUUUGGUGGUCGUCCUAGCGGUUCCUGCAUCCUUGGAAAAGUCUGUUGCAUCAAUGCGAUCACGACUUGUGGUGGAACCGUCACCUUAAACAACACGUACUGGCAAUCGCCGUCAACAGCUGUAAGUUCGCCUUCUACUUGCGCAUUAACUAUCCGGAUGGACACUAAACUCGUCGAACAAUUGGCGAAACCCAUUUGCCAAAUUCGAUUGGAUUUUGUCUCAUUCACGAUUGAUCAACCAUCAGCAACAACAUUCGGAACUUGCACGGACACUUUCCAAGUCGGCGGAUCUACUUCCGUUGUGCCAACUAUUUGUGGUGACAACACUGGGCAGCACAUGUAUCUUGAUGUCCCUUCGUCGGGAAUUACCCCGAGCGACGUACAGCUGCUGUUCAAUUUUGCAGCUGGAACAGCCACUCGCUCGUGGAACAUCAAAAUCGCCCUGCUUCCUUGUGGCGCGUCUUACCUCGCUCCCGCGGAGUGUCUCCAAUACUUCACCGCUGCCACGGGAAGAGUCAAGUCGUUUAACUGGAAGGACGCUGCAGGCCCCCGUCAACUCAACAAUCAAAACUACAACAUUUGUUUCAGGACUGAGCUCGUUUCAGGAUCGAGAGCGAACCAAAUGUGCGUGUCGGCUUGUACGACGACCACGGCUGGUGUUGCCUUCUUCUUAACUGGUCCCACCUUAGGAUCAAACAUUGCUACGACUGGUAUUGCUCCUCCUGUCGCUGGUGUUGUUAUCCCUGGAUGCUUUUACGAUUAUCUUGGUUUUCCUGGAGGACAAGUUCAAGCAUUUCCCUUCACUGCCUCGGAUCGUUAUUGUGGCAGUGCUCUGGGUCUGAGUGUUGCGGGUGGAGCUACAGUGUGCAGCAAAGUUAAACCAUUUAAGAUGACGUACGGAACUGAUGGUUUAGAGCCGACAGUACCGGUGAUUGUUGCAGUGCCUCCUAAUCCCCCUGGUGUAGGUGAAGUUGCUGCGACUGCCGCAGUUCCUGUUUCUUACGUUGUUGAUACAGCCAACACUGGUUUCUGCCUUGAUUACCAGGAGAAAUAGAGAAACAGCAAUGACGUGUCUUAGUGCUAAGCCGGUGAUGGAUUUUAUUAGAAGUUUAUAUCAUUUCCUCGGGCACUUUAACUUGGUUGGUAAAAGUUGCGUUUUUCGUCAAACUGUUUUAUUUUUCAUAUAAUUUCCCUCGUUUCCUCUAUUAUCUUGAUAAAGAAAUUGCAUAAGAAAUAGAAAAAAUAAUUUCAAGUGAAGAGAAAUUACCUGGAUCGGAUUAUUAAUCAUUUCAGCCUCUGCUAUUAUUUUACCACGGUUGCUAUUCAGUAAAAGAAGGCAGAAUCACGUAAAAUACACUUAUUAGACAUCCCACACCAAUAAAUAAUUAUAGAUCCGUUAAUGUACUACGUCAACUGAAUAUUGAUUUUUUAUGUUUCCUAUGCUGAUGCACACGAAACCAAAAGUAUUCGGCAAGAAUUUAUCAAAAAUGAUUCCCUCUUAAAAUCCCUGAUUCUUCCGAUCAAAAUAUUAAUAAAGUUGAACGAGUUAUUUGGGAUAUUUGAAUAAACAGCAUAUUAUACCACUUGAA
Molecule: messenger RNA, 2231 nt
Organism: Daphnia pulicaria
Lineage: Eukaryota; Metazoa; Arthropoda; Branchiopoda; Diplostraca; Daphniidae
Exons: 9
Coding region: 116-1696 (526 amino acids)
Source: RefSeq, a predicted model, not a curated record